This is a messenger RNA of Musa acuminata subsp. malaccensis (wild Malaysian banana), 913 nucleotides long. RefSeq lists its product as uncharacterized. NCBI's taxonomy places the organism in Eukaryota, Viridiplantae, Streptophyta, Magnoliopsida, Zingiberales, Musaceae. The record is from RefSeq and is a predicted model, not a curated record.
AAUCCUGAAUUAGAAGAUUUCUUGGUAUGCAUCAUUUCUUGAUUUCUUGGUUAUCUUUCAAAUGAGUACUUUAUUAUGUUCGAAUUAAUUUAGAGGUAUUUGUUAAUGUAAUUAUAUUUUGAGCAACACUUUCCCUACCGAUUUAUGGCUGACUCACUGACCUCCGCUCGUUGUUGGAGAAGCUGUAGGGACCACAAGCCGAGGGUCGUUUUGCUGCCCUUCUUCUCUCACGUCGUCGGCUUCUCUCUCUCUCUUUCUCUCCUCUCCUCCUUUUCCUCCUCGUCCUUCCUCUCUCCUUCACCGACAACGCGGCGUCGCCGCUCAGACCAAACCAUUCCCAUCCGACAUCAAUCAUGGGCACAGUCUACCGGUGCGCGGGAUGCGGGGCAGAUCUGAAUCUGAGCGCGGCGCACCUCUACCCGGCGGACGCCCACUUCGAGGCCGGCAACAAGGGCACCUUCUCCUUCUCCUGGGUGGACGACGCCCGGCUCCAGUUCGCCAAGGAGGACCGGAUCAAGCCCUUCUUCGAGACCCCCAACUACUGGGGCAUCCAGCGCAAACGCACCCGCCUCCUCUGCGACACGUGCGGCCACCUCCUCGGAUACGUCUACGACGACGGGCCUCCCGCGAUGCGCGGCCACGGCCAGUUUGGGUUCGGCCAUGGCCACACCGUCUCUCGCGCCCCCAGGUACCGAUUCAAGAUCAAGGCCCUCAACAUCUCCUACUGUUGAAAUGAUGAUCACAGGUCCGCGUCGAGAACCUAUCGAUGCAUGAUUUUGGUGAUUUAGAUCAGGAAUUGGUUACUCGGGUGCUCGAUUGUGCGCUUCGGGUGUCCAUCGGAUACAGACGGGUAAUGCUCACGGCAAAAGGCCGCCCGUCGUCUCCUGUUUGCCUUUUAUUUCUAGGUUUGGUC